CUGCGGACUACAUUUCCCAUAGCCCUGAGCGUCCAUCCCGCCUCUCUCACCCCCCUCUAGCCUCUGAGCUCCCGCCUCUCUCUCCCUCGCUCUUUCUAUCUCUCUGUCCGCCGCCUCCUCCGCGCGCUUCAGUUGCCAGUGUCCGCUGCCGGGGAGAACCGUUGGAGUCCAACAUGUCGGGUGACGAUGAACAGCAGGAGCAGACCAUCGCCGAGGACCUGGUGGUCACCAAGUACAAGAUGGGGGGCGACAUCGCGAACAGGGUUCUCCGUGCCCUGGUGGAUGCAGCAACACCCAAUGCUUCAAUCUUGAGUCUUUGUGAAAAGGGGGAUAACCUGAUCAUGGAGGAAACUGGCAAAAUCUUCAAGAAGGAGAAGGAAAUAAAAAAAGGAAUUGCCUUCCCCACUUGUAUAUCUGUAAAUAACACGGUGUGUCACUUCUCCCCCUUGAAGAGUGACCAAGAUUAUCUUCUGAAAGAUGGGGAUCUGGUAAAGAUAGACUUGGGAGUCCAUGUUGAUGGGUUCAUCUCUAAUGUUGCACACAGUCUUGUUGUCGGUGCUUCCAAAGAUUCCCCAGUGACUGGACGCAAAGCGGAUGUAAUUAAAGCAGCUCAUCUAUGCGCAGAAGCAGCCCUACGUCUUGUAAAGCCAGGAAACCAGAACUCACAGGUAACUGAAGCAUGGAACAAAAUUUCACCAUCAUUUAACUGCACUCCUAUUGAAGGUAUGCUUUCCCACCAAUUAAAGCAGCAUGUUAUUGAUGGAGAAAAGACCAUCAUUCAAAAUCCAACUGACCAGCAAAAGAAAGACCAUGAAAAGGUGGAGUUUGAAGUCCAUGAGGUUUACGCCGUUGAUGUUCUCAUUAGCACGGGAGAGGGAAAGGCAAGAGAUGCUGGACAGAGGACAACCAUUUACAAAAGGGACCCAUCUAAACAAUAUGGCUUGAAAAUGAAAACCUCCCGUGCCUUUUUUAGUGAAGUGGAGAGACGCUUUGAUGCCAUGCCAUUCACUCUCAGGGCAUUUGAAGAUGAAAAGAAAGCAAGAAUGGGUGUGGUAGAAUGCGCCAAACAUGAGCUGCUCCAGCCAUUCAAUGUACUCUAUGAAAAGGAAGGAGAAUUUGUGGCUCAAUUUAAAUUCACAGUUCUUUUGAUGCCCAAUGGCCCCAUGAGAAUAACCAGUGGGCCUUUCGAUCUUGAUUUAUUCAAGUCCGAAUUUGAGGUGCAGGAUGCGGAGUUAAAGGCACUUCUGCAAAGUUCAGCCAGCCGGAAGACCCAAAAAAAGAAGAAAAAGAAGGCUUCUAAGAACGCCGAACAUGCUGCUGCUGAAGAUAAUGAAGGCACAGAGUGAGGGAGAAUUCCUGCCAAAAUGAUUGACUUCAACCUGCCAGUUUAUUUUUUAGUACUGCGUUACUUUUACCUCUUCCCCCUCCUUCACAAACAAAUAAUGAAAUGAAACUCAGAAAAAAAUACCUUUGUUCUGUCCUUAUAAAAAAAAAAAAAGUCAAUCUGGGCUUCCCCCAGCACCCUUUUUGGAUACAAACAUGGACAUUAAUGGAAGAGUGUUUUGGAAUUCACGUCAGACUACUUUACCAAAAGUAUAUAUAUAUAUCUAUUAAAAACAAAAAAGUAAUUCAGGCAUAAAACCAGUCUUUAAGACCAUCUUUUUAAGCAAAAAAACAAAACAAAAACAGGAUUGGAACAAGUCACCUAUUUAUAUUAAUACCACUGCUGCCACUAUGUCUGCAAAAUAUUACACUACUUAAUUAAACCUGUUCUUGACUGUCCCCAUUUGGCAAAACAGACAAGGCCUAAACAAAAAAAUAUUCUCCUGGUUAUGUAAGGAUUGUAUUUUAACUCUGCAAUUUUGGACUCCAAUAUGUAACUAGAAACGUCAUUGACACUGGGCUGACAGAUCUAUAAUGCUGGAUCUCUGGUCAAACCAUGUGUCCUCUGCCUCAGCUACCCUUCUGGCUGUAAGACUGUCGGUUGAUUGCGCAAAGCUGAAUGUUAUAACCACAAGUAGUACAUCAGACUGAGUGAUGCUGCCCAUGAAAUAAGUAAAUAAUUUAAUUUGAGUUUUUUUUUGUUUUUUUUUUUAAAUGCUGUGACAGAGUAACAAAUCUGGCUUUUUUUUUUUCCUCAUUGAGGCUGCUUGUAUCUUGUAGUUAACAUUGUAAUUCCUUUGUAGUCUGAAUGAUAUCCACAUUCAUUACAAUGUUAAUUGCAAUGCUAGGACAUGUUUAGCAGUCUUAUAAUCCUUCGACUUUGCUCAAGGAAGGACGCGCAUUUGUGUUUUCUGUUUUAAUGUGACUUGACACUUGCACUCGUAAGUCCUGGGUCCUCCCAUUGUUUCUCUCCCCAAUAUAAAUUUAUCUGCUGUACUUCUCACAGAUUAUUGGUCUUCUGAGAUGCCAAUAAUUACCCUAAAACUUGCCAUUGGUUAUGCAAGAUUUCAUUGCAGUUGUCGGUUCUAAAGCCGGUAUGACAAGUGGUGGGCUGAUGUAACAAGAACCUGUAUUUGUAAGAGAAUGCUGUACAAAGUUGUACUGUAUAUUGGGAUACCAUUAAUCAAAUGCAUAAUUGAUUACUGUGGUUGUCUUCUCCAAACACACACAAUUCUCAGACUUGCGCAUGCCAUUGUUGUGGUUUGCAAACAUGGUUCUGGUUUUGUAUAUCCUAAAAAAAAAAAACUUCUCUACGGAAUAAUCACAUGCACAAAUCUUCCAUGUUCACUGUAUGGUAAUAGAGCCUCUAGCAUUCUACAUGUUCUUUGGAAAUAGUCAAUGAAAUGACCAUUGCUAUCGACUCACGAAGAAAGAGGCAUAUGUAAAAAGUUGCCUCUCUGUGGUCUGUCAAAUAUGUGCAACAAAGGAUAAUAUCCAACAGAAUAACUUUAUUUAAAAAAAAAAAAUGUCUUCACCUCCUAUUUACAAUUUCUAUGUGUGGAUUGGGACUGUCUCUUUGCUAGAAUACAUGGACUUUAUUUUAAAUGUGAGCUGUUUGUAAGGGAGGUCCAGGUUUGUCUUCUUUCCAAGAACAGUUAUAAUAUAAGCUUUCACUUCCUUCAUUUGAUUUUCUUUUUUGGAUAUUAUAACCCUUCUGACCCUUGUAGUGAAGAUAAUGCAGAAUGGUUGGUAUAUCACAGUGGUGACAGCUUUACUCCUUUAUCCAGUUGCAUGUGCAGAAACAAGCAUCUAUCCAACCCUCAACAUUGUGGAAGAGAGAAAUAUAUUUUUAUAUCAUGUUGUUUAAAAUGAUGUCUUGUUGGGUGUGUCUCUGUUUUUCUUUUAUAUUAAAAUAAUUAAUGUUCCGGACACCUUUAUAAAAAGGAAACUGGGAUUCAGGCACCCAGGGGACUGUUGCUGCAAUGUUCACAGAUUAACCUCUUCCUUGUGUCAUCGAAUAAGCUGUGCACUGCAGGAAUUCUUACAAAUUGUAUGCUCGUAAAUGAGGUCCAACUGCUCAUUAAAGUCUUCAACUACAUGUACAUUUGAGUGGCUAUAUUAACUGAUUUGUCUUAGUAGGUCUUUAAUUGUCUGGAACAAGAAAGGACAAAGGUUUUACUUCCACUAGAAAGUGUCAUUGGGUGACCUUUUUGCAUAUGUGCACUGUUUACUGUUGGGUGGUGUGAGGAUUCGCCCACAUAUCUUGUUCUUGUCUAGGGACUCUUAUAAAGAUUGUAUACAACUGUAUACCAUAGGUUGCUUUCAUAAGCUUCCCAACUUAUAGAGGUGGUACGGCCACUCCAGAUAUUAAGUGCAUUGCCAUUGUAAACCAAGAUGCGUUAAAUCACUGUGACUUCACAAAAGGAACUUUUCGAUUUUCUACUUUACUAUUUGGAAUGUAUCUCCCGGUGGGGAAAAUGCCUGCAAGUUAUGUUACAAAUGCCCUUGCAAUAUGUAUAAUGCCCCUCCCAUCAAUAAAAUGGAAAUUCUGACUGGUACUAAA
Pelobates fuscus (common spadefoot toad) is the source of this 3946-nucleotide messenger RNA. It is a transcript of the gene PA2G4, whose product is annotated as proliferation-associated 2G4. The record is from RefSeq and is a predicted model, not a curated record. Lineage: Eukaryota; Metazoa; Chordata; Amphibia; Anura; Pelobatidae. The transcript is spliced from 13 exons. Bases 174 to 1346 code for a protein of 390 amino acids.